Molecule: messenger RNA, 800 nt
Organism: Prorocentrum cordatum
Lineage: Eukaryota; Dinophyceae; Prorocentrales; Prorocentraceae
Source: the annotation of a GenBank genome assembly
GGCACCCGUCGAUGCACCAGCUGUGGAGCGACGGCCCCGGCGGCCUCGCACUUCAUGCGGGCUGGCCAGACUUCGGUGGCGCGCCCUUCCGGCGGUGCGCGGACGGCACGCUGCGAGACCGCCGCGGGGAGCGCGUCGCCCUGCACGCAGGCGCUGGGCUCGCGCUGGCCGAGCUGGCAGACUGCCCCAGCUGGCGCAGCCGUGGCGUGGUGGUCGGCGUGGCGUCCUGCAGCAGCGAGCCGCAGUGGGCGCGCGCCUGCCUGCGGGCCUUCCGCCUAGGUGAUGGUCGAGCCUUGUCGGAUCUCGUGGACGUUGUGGUGAUCAUGAAGGGCUCGAAGACAGCCCACCUGCGCUCCAUCGCGGCGCACGCUGGCUGCACGCUGCAGGAGGUGCUCUUCGUCGACAACGAGCCAGGCGGCGCGGGCGGCGGCGGUGUCGAGGCUGGUUGGGUGCCCAAGCCUCAGGCCGCAUAUUGUCGACUGCUGCUCGCACUCAGCGCGGGCACGCUGAGGCUCGUGGAGCACCCGGCGGUCGACUCCUGGCACAUCACUGAGGCCUUCGUAGCCCCGCGGGCGGUCGGCGUGCCAGGGGCUUUCUCUUCCCUGAUGGCACACCGCCUGGGGUUCAGCGGCUACUACAUCGUGGGCUUCAAUUUCGAGGAUCCUGAGGGUGCUGGGUAUCACGUCGUCGUCUUUACGGAACACAACAACCAAUGGUUACCAAUUGCAGCAGUUCAACAGUUAUGGAGGGAUCUAGGAUAUGAUUUUAUACAAUACGCCUACGCCCACUACAACCUAUAG